This is a messenger RNA of Lentinula edodes (shiitake mushroom), 792 nucleotides long. RefSeq names its product phosphoglycerate mutase. Gene Ontology annotation, biological process: fructose 2,6-bisphosphate metabolic process; negative regulation of glycolytic process; positive regulation of DNA repair. Gene Ontology annotation, cellular component: cytosol. The transcript has 7 exons. The record is from RefSeq and is a predicted model, not a curated record. Bases 1 to 792 code for a protein of 263 amino acids. Lineage: Eukaryota; Fungi; Basidiomycota; Agaricomycetes; Agaricales; Omphalotaceae. Gene Ontology annotation, molecular function: fructose-2,6-bisphosphate 2-phosphatase activity.
AUGACUAUUACUGUAACCUUUAUAAGGCAUGGAGAAUCUGAGGAUAAUUUGAAAGGAAUAUGGGCUGGAUGGAAAGAUGCUCCGCUGUCAGACCUCGGCAAAAAGCAAGCAGCAGCAGCAGCAGAAUUUUUUUCAAACACGAAAUUUGACACCAUCUAUGCAUCUCCCCUUUUACGAGCAAACACCACUGCUCAAGCAAUUCACGGCCGUCAACAGGCACCUUUCCCCUCGUUUAUUGUCACUCCAAACAUUCGCGAACAGCACUUUGGUGUCGCUGAAGGCACUUCUUUCGCAUACAUACCUACAGAACAUGAUACCUUAGACGAACUCUUUGCUCAAGGAAUCUAUCCCGUACUUUACCACCGGGAUGAAAAGUUUCCUGGUGCAGAAAGUCUCAACGAUUUAGCAUUGAGAGCCGAGAAAGCAAUCAUGGAAUGUGUUAUCCCACAUCUCCAGUCUGAAGAGGUUGCCCACAUUGCAAUGGUCAGUCAUGGACUCUGCAUCAGUGAGCUCAUUGCAGCUCUAUUACGUUUGGACCCGGAUUCUCGUCGCGACACGUCAUACAAAGGCCUCCUGAAUACUGCUUGGACCCGCGCAACAGUAUCGAUCAAAGAGGUCGCAAAUUUUUCAGAAGGACUUCCACCUUUAGAUGUUCAGGUCACCCAUGUCAAUGUGGCAGGCCAUUUGGAUGGUAUUACACCCUUCACUUCAGACUCAACUAGUGAGAAUUCGGAAGCACGUAAAUUUUUUGGUGGAGGUGGUGCGCUAUCCGACGAGAGGCAGAAAAUGUAG